Protopterus annectens (West African lungfish) is the source of this 5407-nucleotide messenger RNA. RefSeq names its product cadherin-12-like. Gene Ontology annotation, cellular component: adherens junction; plasma membrane; catenin complex. The transcript has 11 exons. Gene Ontology annotation, molecular function: calcium ion binding; cadherin binding. NCBI's taxonomy places the organism in Eukaryota, Metazoa, Chordata, Ceratodontiformes, Protopteridae. Bases 1 to 2217 code for a protein of 738 amino acids. The record is from RefSeq and is a predicted model, not a curated record. Gene Ontology annotation, biological process: cell-cell junction assembly; homophilic cell-cell adhesion; calcium-dependent cell-cell adhesion.
AUGUUGUACUGUUUUAGAAUACGACAGCCUACAUUUUUGAACUCCUUAUCUUUUUUAUUUCAGCUUCAUUCUGAUGUGGACAAAGGAGUCGGUGAUGUUAAAUACACUCUUAUGGGUGACGGGGCAGGAACAAUAUUUACUGUUGAUGAAAUCACAGGUGAUAUUCACGCAAUCAGGAGUCUCGAUCGAGAGGAGAAGACAUUUUAUACUUUGCGUGCUCAGGCUAUUGAUAUCAAGUCUGGACAGCCAGUGGAGCCAGAAUCAGAGUUCAUUAUAAAAGUACAAGAUAUUAAUGAUAAUGAGCCAAAGUUCCUGGACGGACCUUAUACCGCAACUGUUCCAGAAAUGUCUCCAUUGGGUACAUACGUAACGCAAGUGGAGGCCACCGAUGCUGAUGAUCCUACGUAUGGAAACAGUGCUCGAGUGGUCUACAGUAUUCUUAAGGGGCAACCUUAUUUCUCCAUAGAUCCAAAAACAGGUAUCAUCAGAACUGCUUUACCAAACAUGGACAGGGAAGUCCGAGAACAUUAUCAAGUACUUAUUCAGGCCAAAGACAUGGGUGGUCAGUUAGGAGGACUUGCCGGCAUUACUGUUGUCAACAUAACACUCUCUGAUGUCAAUGACAACCCACCAAGGUUUCCAAAAAGUAUCUUCCUCUUGAAAGUACCAGAGACCUCUGAAGUUGGAUCUGCUGUAGGCAGGAUCAAGGCAACAGAUCCUGACACUGGGAAGAAUGCAGAAAUCAAAUAUGUAAUAGUUCCUGGAGAUGGUGGAAAUGUGUUUGAUAUCACAACAGAUGAGAACACGCAAGAAGGGAUACUAAUUCUGAAAAAGCCCUUGGACUAUGAAAGCAAGAAAGCCUACACUUUCAAAGUCGAUGCUUCCAAUGCACACUACGACCACCGAUUCCACAGCAUGGCACCACUUAAAGAUACAGCCACUGUAAAGAUCGCCGUAUUAGAUGUUGACGAACCUCCCGUCUUUAGCAAGCACAGUUAUACAUUAGAAGUUCAUGAAGACACCCCGGUCGGCACUAUUAUAGGAGCAGUAACUGCACAGGACAUUGAUGUUAGCAACAGCCCAGUCAGGUAUUGCAUAGACUGGAAGAGUGACCGUGACAAGUACUUUACAAUCGAUGAAGUAGAAGGAAUCAUUGCAACGAAUGAGCUGCUUGAUCGAGAAAGUAUUGCACAACACAACAUCUCUGUAAUCGCUACAAAAGUUAGUAAUCCUCUGCUAUCCAGCCAUGUGCCUGUCAUCAUUCAUGUUCUGGAUGUCAAUGAAUUUCCUCCAGAAAUGUCCGUGCCUUCAGAAACAGUUGUUUGUGAAAAUGCCAAGUCUGGGCAGAUAAUUCAAUCAGUGAGUGCUGAAGAUCGGGAUUUAGCACCUGCAGGACAGAAGUUCUAUUUUCGACUGCCUCCUGAGGAAGCCACGAAGCCAAAUUUCACAGUCUAUGACUUUGGAAAUAACACAGCUGGGAUUAUGGCCAAACGAAAUGGAUACCAGCGUAGUCAGCAUGAGCUGUAUUUCCUUCCAGUUGUGAUAGAAGAUAACAGUUAUCCUGUCCAGAGCAGCACUAGUACACUUACAAUUAGAGUUUGUGGAUGUAAUUCUGAUGGGACCAUCAUGUCGUGCAAUGCCGAAGCAAUCUUCUUACCAGUAGGACUGAGCACUGGUGCUCUGAUAGCAAUCUUGCUGUGUGUCAUUAUACUCCUAGUUAUAGUUGUGCUAUAUGUGUCGCUGAGAAGACAGAAAAAGAAAGACACACUGAUGACAUCAAAAGAAGACAUCAGAGACAAUGUCAUCCAUUAUGAUGAUGAAGGUGGUGGGGAAGAAGACACUCAGGCAUUCGAUAUUGGUGCUCUGAGAAACCCAAAAGCUGCAGAGGAAAAUAAAUUUCGCAGGGAUAUUAAGCCAGAAAAUCUUUGUGUUCCACGACAAAGGCCACCAGUGGAGGAUAACACAGACAUUAAGGUCUUUAUUAAUCAAAGGCUACAAGAGUAUGACGCAGAUACUUCUGCACCACCUUAUGACUCGCUGGCCACAUAUGCUUAUGAAGGAACGGGCUCUAUAGCUCAGUCACUGAGCUCUAUUGACUCAGUUACUACAGAUGCGGACCAAGAAUAUGACUUUCUUAGUGACUGGGGCCCAAAGUUUAAAAUGCUGGCAGACAUGUUUGGUGGAGAACAAAGCUAUAAUACUGACACUGUCACAUAAAGAAUAUUUCACAAUAUACUUUGAGUACAUAACAUUUCUGAUUUUUCCAGCAUUUUCCAUGCUCUCUAAUCUGAUUUGCUCCAGCAAUGGAAGGUUUUCAUGAUUGAUGCAUUCUGUAUGUACUGUUCUGUUACUGACAGCGCAGAAAGCAGAAGCCUGUCACCUGCAUUACACUGUGUUUAAAGCUAAUGAAGAGAAAAACUGCUGGCACUAAGAUAGCAUAUAUUAUUACCCGAAGGGGGGUUUUAAUGAUAUACAGUCAGGACAACUUACAGCAGUAAAUAUUCCUUUACUGAACUUCUAUGCCAUGAAUCACAUUCACUAUUUUCUAACACUAGUUUCAGCCAUGGGAAAUGAUUAUACUGUACUUCCCUGAAAAAAUAAAUAAGACCCUAAGUGAAAUAUUAUAAAAGCUAGUGCAAGUGAGAACAAUGGACCCUCAUUCUUUAGAGAUUUUUUUUCCUAAUUCCACUAAAGUGCCUAAGACAAACAUAUCAUUUUUGUUGUUAAAAAUGCCUGGAAGAAGGGCAGUUGAUGAAACAGAAAAUGAACAUGUUGUCGACAUCUUCAUGCCAAGAAGCAAUAGGGACUUUUGAAAAAAAAAUGAUUCAUUGACGUUCAUUCUAAGCAAUGGAUCAUGAGUAUGUCUGAGAGAGCACAUAAAUCAUUCUUUGAUGAAAUAUUUUUACCAUAAAGCAACACAAAAAGGUUGAAACGUGUUUGAAAGGUGUCAGGUGCAUUUCAUGCAGAGACUGUCAAAUGUCUGCUUAAGAAGCCCAUGGGGGGCUUAAUGUAUAUGAGACAAUAGUUUGAUGAUACACAAUAUACACUACCCCACUCAGUAAAAUGAAAUGCUGCAUAUUCUGAUAACUUUAGGUUUUGAAAUCUCCUGAUGUGGCUGUGUUGUCGGGUAUAUUAUUUAUUGUGAAUUCAGGACUGACAAAAAGUGAAAUGAUUACUUGCUUAAUCCUUUACUGUACGUGACAUCAGUGAAACUUUUAUUUCCUGGCAUUUUCCAAAGAAUCAGAGAUACAAAAACUAGGCUGUGAUUGCAGAUGACAGUAAUAUGAACUUCUUAACACUUCAGUUGCAGGAUCUUUACCAAUAGUAGAGGAAUGCUGGCAUUGUUGUGACUGACUUUUAAUGUAACUGUGUACUGACGAGAUAUAAUAUCAAUGAUGUGCAAUGAAAACAGAAUGGACAGCUGCAAAGUGCAAAAAAAAAAAAAAAAACAAGAAAAGAAAAAAAAACUAACAUGUUGUGUCAGUUGAUGAUGUUAACAGAAUUGAGAAAUUCUGCACCACUUAAGGUUUCAGUUUGCACAAUGAUAUCCUUGAUAUUACUAUCAGUACAAGGCCAAUGGGUUUCAUGUAUAUCUGUUUUAUGUGUUCCAUUUGACUUACUGUCCAGACAUCAACUUCACUCUUGCUUUGUCAUUGACUAACUCAAAUAGCUGCAGAUAAAUUCCAAGCCUUUUAUUCCACAUCUGUUAUGUCUGAACUUUGUAUUUAUUUGUUCAUGCCAACAAAGAGUAAGCUGUUAUACAGCUGAACACUUCUCUCAAAAAAUCUAAGCUUUCUGAUAUGCAUCUAUUUGGAAUGCGCAUCACCAAAAUCUAGUCAUACUCCAUUCACACCAACUACAUACAAAAUAUUUUUUUUUUAUAUUUGCUAAGAGAGAGAGAGAGAGAGAGAGAGAGAAGAAAAAACAUAUUAAACUCCAUUGUGUUCUAAAUGACAUUUGAAUUACUUGCUUGGGCUAAAAAAAGAAUUGUUGCUCCCUGGUAGGAAUUGAUUGUCUUCCAGACAUUUUAGAUGUGGAACUGACUGGUUAUUCACUUCAGUCUUCACAGGAAAAUACAUGUUUUUCUCAGGUACUACAUACCCUGAAGUUUAAAAGCAUAUUGUUUUGAAAACCAUUUCAAGUGCAGUGCUUGCAACUGUUAUAUAGUGCUGAAUCUCAAAUAUGGUUAAGGCAAGAAUUAUGCAUUCAGCUGUUACUGAAUGCAGACCUCAAGAAUGCCAUCCUGUCUGUAUGUUUAAUAGGGCUCUAGGAUGAAUUUAACCAGAUUAAUUCUCUGUUCUAAUGUUGCCUAAACUGAGAUUUACAUUUGCAUCACUGUGCACAAAACUCUACUUGCAACAUACAAUUGUCUUUCUUUUUGGUUUUAAUCAUCCCCUGCUGCAGGCUAAAAAAAAAAUAAAUAAAUAAAACACCUUCACGUGGGCUCUUCACUGGCUUUUGUAGAAGAACAGAACAUAAUUCAGUGGCAUUCAAGAGAUCAAGAGCAGUUUCAAUCAGGUUUUUAAAUUUCUUGCCCAAGACUAUUUAUAACGAGUAUUCCUCAGGCUUAUGUUUUCUUUUGUUGAGGAAGAUUUGGCCAGUUUCAUCUGGCCACUAGCAUACUAGUAAAGGCUCCUUUUAUUAUCCCAAGAAAGUGAACAUUCUUAAACACUUAUCUGUUUACUCUGUCCUACACUUUCAGAUUCAGAUACUCUGUAUAUUACUGUGCAAAAAUGGAGACCUAAUGUUUACUGUCACUUAUUUACUCUUCCAGAUGAAUACAUUAAAACCCUAACUACUCUACUAUGCUGCAUUUCCCAAUUCAGUGUGAAUUGAGUGAAGUGAGAAUGUGAUGCAUUUCACAACAAAUUGCAAAGUUUCUGAUAGGAAACAACCUUAGAAAAUAAGUCACAUAUGAAAACAGAUGGGAAUAUAGUAUUCUGUGAAUUGUACAGUCUGUAGCCUCUAACAUAGAGUUACAGAAAAAAAUGAUGCAGCCAUUGCAACAUAAAACCCACCCUACUGUCCGGAAAACAAUAUGUAAUAUUACAGAGUGAUCCCAAUAAAAGUGACUGCCAUAUUGCCCGUCUUGAAUUGCAAAUAUAUUCUAAUGCAGAAUACAAUUCACAACCAGUCGUGCCACUUGUGUUGCAUUUUUGAAACCAUUUUCUUGAAAAAGGUAUUCAUAUUGAACAUUACAGAACUGGCUAUAGCAAAAGCUAUUAUGCUGCUUGGGCUGUGCUAUUAUUUAAUGGAUUUUUAUGAAAUAAGAUAAGAGGAGUGUUGUUGCUUUCUUGUGCCAUUUAUUCUGUUAUCACUGAUGUCAUCACCUCCCUUUGUUCUCUCAGAGUGUCUGGUACAUAUUACAGAAAUAUUUAAUAAACAUUGCCCAUGGUUCUGCUGUUUA